Molecule: messenger RNA, 9554 nt
Organism: Struthio camelus australis
Lineage: Eukaryota; Metazoa; Chordata; Aves; Struthioniformes; Struthionidae
Source: RefSeq, a predicted model, not a curated record
GGCCAAUCCUGCAAUGAAAGAAGAUAAAGACGGAGAAGAUCUGUUCGGUUGCCCAGUUCUAGUUAUGUUACACUAUGUUUAGACAUUAGCUUCACAUUGUUAAUCCCUGAUCCUGCAAGCUGUUCUGUAUGAACACGUGUUUGCAGCCAUACAAAGCUGACUGUUGAUGAGGAUCUGUCACAGUACGUAGAUGCUCCUGUGAAGAGUUCCUUGCGGGCAAGGCCUUCAGCCCCGUACCGGUUCUGUCCAGUUUUCUGCAUUUAUGGCACCUAUUAACAGGCUAAAAGUGACUGAACCAUGGCUCAGUUUCCGACACCUUUUGGGGGCAACCUGGAUAUCUGGGCUAUUACUGUGGAGGAGCGAGCUAAACAUGAUCAGCAGUUCCAUAGUCUGAAACCAACAUCUGGAUUUAUCACUGGUGAUCAAGCUAGAAACUUUUUUUUUCAAUCUGGGUUACCUCAGCCGGUGUUAGCACAGAUAUGGGCUCUAGCCGACAUGAACAAUGAUGGGAGGAUGGAUCAGCUGGAGUUUUCCAUAGCUAUGAAACUUAUCAAACUAAAACUGCAAGGUUAUCAACUCCCAUCUGCACUGCCUCCUGUCAUGAAGCAACCACCUAUUGCUUUGCCAAGUGCACCAGGGUUUGGUAUUGGGGGCAUUGCCAGCAUGCCAUCUCUUUCAGCUGUUGCCCCAGUGCCAAUGGCAUCCAUUCCAGUAGUAGGAAUGUCUCCACCAUUAGUAUCUUCUGUUCCUGCAGCAGCAGUGCCCCCCCUGGCUAACGGAGCUCCUGCUGUUAUACAGCCUCUGUCUGCUUUCGCUCAUCCUGCCACAUUGCCAAAGAGUUCUUCCUUCAGUAGAUCUGGUCCAGGAUCACAGUUAAACACAAAACUACAAAAGGCACAAUCAUUUGAUGUGGCUAGUGUGCCUCCUGUGGCGGAAUGGGCUGUACCUCAGUCAUCAAGACUGAAAUACAGGCAGCUGUUCAAUAGCCAUGAUAAAACAAUGAGCGGACACUUAACAGGUCCACAGGCAAGAACUAUCCUUAUGCAAUCAAGUUUACCCCAGGCUCAGUUGGCUACAAUAUGGAAUCUUUCAGAUAUUGAUCAAGAUGGAAAACUUACAGCAGAAGAGUUUAUUCUGGCUAUGCACUUAAUUGAUGUAGCUAUGUCUGGUCAGCCAUUGCCACCUGUACUGCCUCCAGAGUAUAUUCCACCUUCAUUUAGAAGAGUACGCUCUGGUAGUGGCAUAUCAGCUGUAAGUUCAGUAUCUGUAGACCAAAGGUUACCAGAAGAACCAGCAUUAGAAGAAGAACAGCAGCAACUGGAAAAGAAAUUGCCAGUCACAUUUGAAGAUAAAAAACGGGAAAACUUUGAACGUGGCAAUCUAGAACUUGAAAAACGAAGGCAGGCUCUCCUGGAACAGCAACGCAAAGAACAAGAGCGUCUAGCACAGCUGGAACGGGCAGAGCAGGAAAGGAAAGAACGUGAGCGACAGGAGCAAGAACGUAAAAGACAACUGGAGCUAGAGAAACAAUUGGAAAAGCAACGAGAGUUGGAACGGCAGAGAGAAGAGGAAAGGAGGAAAGAAAUAGAAAGACGAGAGGCUGCAAAAAGGGAACUGGAAAGGCAAAGACAACUUGAAUGGGAACGUAAUCGUCGGCAAGAACUACUAAAUCAAAGAAACAAAGAGCAAGAGGACAUAGUUGUUCUGAAGGCAAAGAAGAAGACCUUAGAAUUUGAGCUAGAGGCUCUAAAUGAUAAAAAAAAUCAGUUGGAGGGAAAGCUUCAAGAUAUCAGGUGUCGGCUGUCUACCCAAAGACAAGAAAUUGAGAGUACAAACAAAUCUAGAGAACUGAGAAUUGCAGAAAUUACCCAUUUGCAACAGCAGCUACAGGAAUCUCAGCAGAUGCUUGGAAGGUUGAUUCCAGAAAAGCAAUUACUCAAUGACCAACUAAAGCAAGUUCAACAGAACAGUUUGCAUAGAGAUUCUCUUCUUACUGUCAAACGAGCCUUAGAAGCCAAGGAACUAGCCCGUCAACAGCUUCGAGACCAGCUAGAUGAAGUAGAAAAAGAAACCAGAUCUAAACUUCAGGAAAUUGAUAUUUUCAAUAAUCAACUAAAGGAGCUGAGAGAAAUACAUAACAAACAGCAACUACAGAAACAAAAAAACUUGGAAGCUGAGAGACUGAAACAGAAGGAACAAGAAAGGAAGACAGUAGAACUGGAAAAGCAAAAAGAAGCUCAAAGGCGAAUCCUGGAGAGGGAUAAACAGCGGCUUGAUAGAGUGCAACAAGAAGAGGACCUUCAGCGACAAAAAAAAAUUCAGGAAGAUGAAAAGCAAAAAAGGGAAGAAAUAACCAAGAAGAAGGAAAGUGAGGAUAAGGGGAAACCGGAAAUGCAAGAAAAACUGAGUAAGCUUUUCCAACCACAUCAAGAGGCAGUCAAGCCAGCUGUCCAGGCUCCUUGGUCAAAUGCAGAAAAAGCUCCUUUAAGCAUUUCUGCUCAGGAGGAUGUAAAAAUAGUGUAUUAUAGAGCAUUGUAUCCUUUUGAAUCAAGAAGCCAUGAUGAAAUCACUAUUCAGCCUGGCGACAUAGUCAUGGUUAAAAGGGAAUGGGUGGAUGAAAGCCAGACUGGAGAACCAGGGUGGCUUGGUGGAGAAUUGAAGGGAAAAACUGGAUGGUUCCCUGCAAACUAUGCAGAGAAAAUACCUGAAAAUGAAGUUCCAGCUUCUGUAAAACCAGCAGUUGAGGCUGCUGCUGCACCUAAAGUUUCUGUGCAUGAAACCCCUACAUCACUAGCAACUCCUGCUUCUACGGAUUGUACAACUGCCAACAACUGGGCAGACUUCAGUUCAACAUGGCCAACAAACACGAGUGAGAAACCAGAGACUGAUAACUGGGAUACCUGGGCAGCCCAGCCAUCUUUGACUGUCCCUAGUGCAGGGCAGCUACGGCAAAGAUCAGCGUUCACUCCUGCCACCGUUACAGGAUCAUCUCCCUCCCCUGUCUUGGGUCAGGGUGAGAAAGUGGAGGGGCUUCAAGCACAGGCUUUAUAUCCUUGGAGAGCGAAGAAAGACAACCACCUUAAUUUCAACAAAAAUGAUAUAAUCACAGUUUUGGAGCAGCAAGAUAUGUGGUGGUUUGGAGAGGUUCAAGGACAAAAGGGGUGGUUUCCUAAAUCAUAUGUGAAGCUUAUUUCAGGCCCCAUUAGGAAGUCAACGAGCAUGGAUUCUGGUUCUUCAGAUAGUCCAGCUAGUCUGAAAAGGGUAGCAUCACCAGCAACAAAACCAGCUAUGUCAGGUGAAGAGUAUGUUGCUAUGUACACUUACGAGAGCUCUGAACAAGGAGACCUGACCUUUCAGCAAGGUGAUAUGAUUCUUGUGACAAAGAAAGACGGCGACUGGUGGACAGGAACACUGGGUGAUAAAUCAGGAGUUUUCCCAUCUAAUUACGUGAGACUCAAAGAUUCUGAGGCCCCUGGAGCAGCUGGAAAAACGGGAAGCUUAGGGAAGAAACCUGAAAUUGCCCAAGUUAUUGCCUCUUACACAGCAACGGGUCCAGAACAGCUUACCCUUGCUCCUGGGCAGUUGAUUCUUAUCAGAAAGAAGAAUCCAGGCGGCUGGUGGGAAGGAGAGCUCCAAGCACGAGGGAAAAAACGGCAGAUAGGAUGGUUCCCCGCUAAUUAUGUAAAACUUUUGAGCCCUGGUACCAGUAAAACUACACCAACCGAGCUACCUAAAUCAACAGCAUUACCUUCAGUGUGCCAAGUAAUUGGCAUGUAUGACUACACUGCGCAGAAUGACGAUGAGCUGGCGUUCAAUAAAGGCCAGAUUAUAAACGUCCUCAAUAAGGAAGACCCAGACUGGUGGAAGGGGGAGGUGAACGGACAAGUGGGUCUCUUUCCAUCCAACUACGUGAAGCUGACAACAGACAUGGACCCAAGCCAGCAAUGGUGUGCAGACUUGCAUCUUCUGGAUAUGCUGACACCUACCGAAAGAAAAAGGCAGGGAUACAUCCAUGAGCUCAUUGUCACCGAAGAGAACUAUGUAAAUGAUCUGCAGCUGGUCACGGAGAUCUUCCAGAAACCACUAAUGGAAUCUGAGCUGCUAACAGAAAAAGAAGUUGCUAUGAUUUUUGUUAAUUGGAAGGAGCUGAUUAUGUGCAAUAUUAAACUACUGAAGGCAUUGCGUGUGCGUAAGAAGAUGUCUGGAGAGAAGAUGCCAGUGAAAAUGAUUGGUGACAUCCUGACAGCUCAGCUGCCCCACAUGCAGCCUUACAUUCGAUUCUGUAGCUGCCAGCUCAAUGGGGCAGCCCUCAUCCAGCAGAAAACAGAUGAAGUCCCAGAGUUCAAGGAGUUUGUUAAAAGGUUAGCAAUGGAUCCGCGCUGUAAAGGAAUGCCACUAUCAAGUUUUCUACUAAAGCCUAUGCAACGGGUAACAAGAUACCCACUAAUAAUUAAAAACAUAAUAGAAAACACUCCUGAAAACCACCCUGACCACAGUCAUUUGAAGCAUGCUCUCGAGAAAGCAGAAGAAUUAUGUUCUCAAGUAAAUGAAGGAGUGCGGGAAAAGGAAAAUUCAGAUAGGCUGGAGUGGAUCCAGGCUCAUGUUCAAUGUGAAGGCCUGUCUGAGCAACUCGUAUUUAAUUCUGUUACAAACUGCUUGGGACCACGCAAGUUUCUGCACAGUGGGAAACUCUAUAAAGCCAAGAGUAACAAGGAACUGUAUGGCUUUCUGUUCAACGAUUUCCUCCUCCUGACUCAGAUCAUAAAACCUCUUGGCUCUUCUGGCACAGACAAGGUCUUCAGCCCCAAGUCUAAUCUUCAGUAUAAAAUGUACAAAACUCCCAUUUUUCUAAAUGAGGUACUAGUAAAAUUACCCACAGACCCUUCUGGAGAUGAGCCCAUCUUCCAUAUCUCCCACAUUGAUAGAGUCUAUACACUUCGGGCUGAAAGCAUUAAUGAGAGGACUGCCUGGGUUCAGAAAAUUAAAGCUGCUUCAGAACUUUACAUAGAGACCGAAAAGAAGAAGAGGGAAAAGGCCUACUUAGUUCGCUCGCAAAGAGCAACAGGCAUUGGGAGGUUGAUGGUGAAUGUUGUUGAAGGCAUUGAACUAAAACCUUGCAGAUCCCAUGGAAAGAGUAACCCGUACUGUGAGGUGACGAUGGGCUCUCAGUGCCACAUUACCAAGACGAUACAGGACACCCUCAAUCCGAAGUGGAACUCCAACUGCCAGUUCUUUAUCAAAGACCUCGAGCAGGACGUACUCUGCAUUACAGUGUUCGAGAGGGACCAGUUCUCCCCAGAUGACUUUUUGGGCAGAACAGAGAUCCGUGUGGCAGACAUUAAGAAGGAUCAGGGUUCAAAGGGACCAGUUACAAAGUGUCUCCUUCUGCAUGAAGUCCCAACAGGAGAGAUAGUCGUCCGACUAGACCUGCAAUUGUUUGAUGAGCCUUAGAGGGAAAGGGACGGAUGUUUUAUUUCAGUCUGAGUCCACUGCAAUAGGUGUCUGCAGAAGCUGUCGCGAAAUCCUUAUUUGUUUGGUAUGAAACUACUGCUUGCCCUUCCUAUAUAAGAGGGUUAUCAAAGCAAACAGGAGCAUCUUUGUGCCUUGAUAAUUCUCCCUGGAAAAUGAAUCCCAAUUUUGUGAGGAAACCUCCCUCAAAUUCUCUAUGUGGAACUUGACGUUAGUUUCCUGGGUUUAUGAAAUAACCUAGUUGUUUGUUGUGAUCCAGUCUGAAAGGCUGAUAGACCACAUAGGUUGCUAUGCUUGCUCCAGUUACCCUACUCUUUAAUUUACACGAAGAGGGCGAUGUUGGUGUGUUUGCUUGGAUACUUUCUGCAGAUUUUACCCCUUAGGAAUGUUGUGCCUGUUGCUCAGCAAAGUGGUAUGUAAAUGUUAUGUGAGUUGAAUGAGCAGUUACGCGGUAAGAAGAUCUUUGAUUGACCUGAAGACCUUGAUGGUGGUACUGAAAAGGCUUAGAAAAGAAAUAAUAAUCUAUAUCUAUAAACAGAGAAGAUUCUAUUAACAUACCUCUUCAUGACUCACUUUGCCCCUGAAAAUAAAUGAUGUACAGGCCUUCUGCACAGAGAUGAAUUGCACUCUAGAAGAGUCCCCCCACUCGGUACCUUUGGAAGUUGCUAUUUUCUAUAGGAUUGUAAAUGCUUGAACAGUAAGUGAAGGUGAAUAUAGAGCCCUGCUGAAUGUUGUGCUGUGCCACUUCAAUACUACUUUACUACUGCUGCUUAAUUGUGUGAGCGCAGAUGAAUGAUCUGUCACCUGCAGUGGGGAAAUAAAAAAUCAGGGCUUUAGCUCAGGAAGCUAAUUUCUACCCCAGUGAAUCUAGUUUGCAGAGCAAUCAGGGGUGACCAGUUAUUAAAUUGUACCGUGCCUAAAUGUAUUAUUUGACAUCAUGUUAUUGAAUUCAGGGCAGUAGCAUACUGUAGCUCACAGAGGUGUUGUUUGUCACAAGCCAGGCUGAUCACAAGUUUAGUGGCCGUGGUAUCAGAUGUGAGCAGAAACAGAAUUGUUGUGACUGCGCAGAAUGGAUAGCCCCACAGUAAAAGCCUUGUCAUCUGGAGGAAUGCUGGGGUUUAUGUAUGCGUUUAGCUCUAGGGGUGUGUACGCACGCGCGUGCGCACGCACCUACACAGACACACACACAAACACAUGUAGGCCCCACUUCCAGCAAACUUUCCCUGCUUGGCAAAGCAGUCAGCUUUAAGUGUGCACUUAUGUCUUGGUUUCCCUUAAGCACAUGUAAGUGCUUUCCUGAGUCUGGACCUAAGAGAGAGUAGGCCCCUAAGAGUAAAAUUCAUCUUUGUUCUGCUUGGAUUCAUUUUGCUCAUUACCUAUCAUGCAUACACUGGUAUUUUCAUAUGCUCUUUCUUUCCGAAUGGGAGGUAUCAACCUGUUUCAUUAGCAUGUGAAUGUUCUUGUGGAGCCUGUUGUUAGGGUUUGAUGUUCCUUGCAUGUCCUUUCAGUACUGGUUGCCACCUUUCCUGUAUAGGCGGUGUUCUCUAGCACUACAAGUCUUAUGGAUUUCCAUUAGGAAAUUAGGAUAUCUUCAUAACGGAUAGCUAGAUACGGUAUGGUGAUAAGUGUAAGCUGUGCUGGGAAGUGUCUGUAUUAUAAUUUCCUACAAGACCACUAUAAUGUUUCAAGCAAUUGGAAAAAAAUGUAUGUUGGAGGGACAACAAAGUUUACAUUUCAUACUUUUCAGAAUCGCUUUAUUAUUUAUUUAUUGAAGAUAGAUAGUGUAGAAUUUUGUAUCAGAAAUGACAGACAUACUUAUGUAUUUUUUGAACAAAACAGAGAUACACACUUUAGUUAGAAACUUUCAACUGACACAUUUUAGAAGGAGUUUAACUUCCAAGGCAUGCAUUUGUUUACCACUAACUGGCUGAAAACACAAUUAAGAGGAGAACUUUAAGUUUCUAUUUUUCAAUGUUGUUAAGAAAAUUGUUUCGAUUAAAAUAUGUAAAUAGUACUAAACCCAUGCUUUCCUAAUUCCAUAUCAAUCCAUUUUAUUAAAUAUAAUGUAUAUGAAAAUACACAUUGUUGUGGUAGGAUAAAAAGUGAUAAAAUCUAUUAAUGGAGUAACAUUAAAUGUCAUUGUCUAACCUUUUAUUGCUGUCGUAAUUUUACUCAGUAGCUGUAAAUGUGGUGACCAUUCAUUUCAGUGCUUAAGAAGUAGGAUCACUUUUAAAGUAUCAUUUCACCAGCGUGAAUUACAGUGACAUGUAAAUAGGAGAAAGUACCAUGGGUUUAAAGGAGAAAUCCAGGACAGGUUUUUGAAAGGAGCCUCAAGGAGAUCCAUGCUCCUCUGAGAUUCAACUGGUGUCUGAAGCGGUGGAUGCUCAGCUGCAGGGGCUCCCCAUUAGAUCCUGACCCUCAUCAUGGGCAUGUCUGAUUGCACAGGACUGAGCACCUUCCUGACCACUCUCCCAUAUCAUUCCUCCUUAUUCUCCCUACAUGCGAAUGUCAAAUUGCUGUUAACAUAAAUAGGCGUUCUGAAAACAAGAGGAGGAAAGGAUGGGGGUCCGGCUCAUUGAUCGCUAAUGAAUCCCUCAUAAUCAGGCUGAUCCUAAAGACGGAGCUCGCCCUAAUCCCCAUGCGUCAAGGACAGACUGCAUACCCUUAGAGCCAGCGUGCUGUGCCUCAGGAUGUUGCUAUUUUUCUCUCUUGCUCACCUUCAAUACUCCGAAAUAUGUUGGCACUGUUGGCUUGGAAAAUGGAGCAGUUUUUCAUCAGGGUUAACCAAAGGCUCUUAGAAGUACAUAGAAAUUCACUGAUUUCUGCCUGUUAGACCCCGUUCAGGAAUCUUACAGUCUUGCACGCUGUUUUACCUCGACUCAGUGGCUGCCUGGAUGACAGUUGUCUGCUCUCCUGCCCACCAGGGCUGCAUAGCUCUCACAAGCAUCUGGGACUUUAUGCUCCAAAAGGCCUUUUCAUGAGAGAGAGACAACUUGUUAGCUGCAUUUGUACUAGCACUUUUGUGCAGAAAACAGCCUGCUCCUGUAUGCUCAUUUAAAUAUGACCUGUGUUCUGAUGAGGUUGGGGAAGAGAGAGCCAUUCAGCAGCGAAUGUGUUAGAAGGUUGACAUCUUUUGGUGUAUUUACAGUCAGCUAGCGUUACCAGAACGUGGGGAGGUCGAGCUGUGCUCUUUCGAGUGUCCUCUUCUGGCUGUCAGGCCAAACCCUGCUAGUCUGUGCUGCUGUUGUCUUAAUACCUGUAUUUAUGUAGACCCUAUAAUUCAGACUCUUGGUUAUGUAUCUCUGAAUGUAUCAGUAAAAUUGCACACCUUAGAGCACCAUCCCCUUUCCAGCUCCCAUCAAGCUGUGUGUAAACUUUUCCCAAUGCUAUGCAAAAACAACAACAGCAAAACUCUAAGCCCAGGUAAUGCUUGAUUAGGUUUUGCUGUGAAAGAGCAGUUAGCAAUGCAUUUGGCUAAGCAGCGCCAUUAAAAUGAGAGAGGCCGGUAAAGCUGUAUGUUGCGGAGUUGUGGGUUGUCUUCACCUGCCUUUGUUCUCCCCUGGGUAAAGUUCAUCCUAGUACAGAGGGUGAGCACAAGAGCUGUGCAUUACCAGCCUUCAAAAUGAGGCACUGGUGGGACUGAAUUGGUACAUGGGCCACUUGGACUGGCUCUCAGGAUAGAGACUUUCUGCCUUUUAGCAGGCUGUACUUUACUGGAGAAGACUGUUUGCUUAGAAGUAAUUCAGCAUCAAACUCCUUGGCUGGCAUUCAAGUCUUUCUAAAAAUAUUUCUGUGACUUUUUAAUGCCUUUGGUACCUUCAUUGAAACAGUGAUCUCGCUUUCGAUAAACCAGGAGAGAAAAAAAAAAAAAGCUCAGGACUAGAAACAGCAAAAUCUGUGGCUGCGAGAAAACAUACAAUGGAAAAAAUACAAUGGUAGCUUGGGUUUCCGAGCUGUAGUUCUGGGAAUUGCAUUCUUCCCCUAUGUAUAUUAAUUUUAACAAGGAGAAUGGUAUUUCUGUCUAGUGCUUCCUUGAUGCUAAGUCUUGUAGCGGAAGUGAGUUAAUGGGUCAGAAACUGGAAGGG